Elaeis guineensis (African oil palm) is the source of this 1637-nucleotide messenger RNA. Lineage: Eukaryota; Viridiplantae; Streptophyta; Magnoliopsida; Arecales; Arecaceae. The record is from RefSeq and is a predicted model, not a curated record.
GCCUACGAUGGAACUUCUUUUUGCGAGCCCAUAGGACAGCCUUGCCCUAAGCUUACACUCGAAAAAGCCGAGUGCAGGGAAGUUGCAUGUAAAACUCUCUUUUAAAGGAUAAAAGGAGGCCUAAGAUUUGUAUAAAGUACUAAACUAAUGAGGCUGUCACACAAAACUAUGUUUCCUUGGCUUGUUCCUCGAGGAGAUAGCGGUGCACCCUAUUGGGGCAAGGGGCUGUGCGCAUGAAAAAACCCCAGCCCCAAACCCAACAAAGCUAAGAAAGGGAGAAGGCCUAAGGCCGUGGGCCCAGCCGGUUCCAAAGCAAGGGAGCCCCAAAUCAACAUUUCACGUUGGGAACCAGCUUGCUUUUGCCCUCCUCCCCUUCAAGGUCCUACAAAAGCGCAACAGAAUCGCUUCCAACUCCAAAGAUAAAGAAAGAUUCAAAAGAAAUAGAAAAGAAGAAAUAUUUACCACCCGUCCAACAACAAGGCCACAUAUAAAAGUACUCAAAAACUGCCCCAACAUUACCACCCUUUGCCUUAGACCCCACAUCCCCUUCAACCCCCGGCCCUCUCUCUACCACUUUGCUUUGCUCCUCUGCCUCCUCCUCCCAUGCCUCACCCCUUCAUCUCAUUAUAUACCAAUACCCCUUUUCAUCCCGUAUCCUCCUCCUACCAUGCAAGCCAGCUCUUGCUGUGAAAAGAAGGGAGUUCUGGAGAGGCUCUAGAGGGAGAAGGUGAAGGAGUGGGGAGAAGAGAAGAAGGGACAAAGAAGAAGAACGAGCAGGGAGGAGAAAGACCAAGGGAUGGUCAGGUCUGCUAGGUCCCUGAGGGCCUUGGUUAGUGGGAUGGCAUGCUUGUUUUGUAUUGCGAUCUUGGUGUCUGCGACGAUAGAAAGUGGAGGAAGAACAAAAGCUACACCACCAAUGGCCGCUGCUACUGUGGGGGCUUUGAUGAGCUUGGAAGGGUCAUCAAGAGAUAGGCCCAUUGAUCAGAUGAAUUCAGAUCCUUUCUUCUCCAGCAAGCGAAGGGUGCCAAAUGGUCCUGAUCCCAUUCAUAACAGGAGGGCGGGGAAGUCGUCGAGGCCGCCGGGCAGAGCAUAGCAGUGGCCUGAGGCAUAGAAGCUUCGGUUGUGCGGAAGAGGGAUUAUGGGGUGUGGGUCUCAUCUUGGAUGUAACUAUGAGUUGGGCUAUCUUUAAACACUCCUAAGAAGAUAGCCAUAAAAUCCUUGCUUUGCCAAAGUGCUCUGCUUUAUGAGGUGGUGUUGGUGGUGGGGGUGUAAAGAGUCUAAGCUUCCCUCGCACAAAAUACACACUCAAGAUUCUUGACGAGGAAGGGAAGAGCUUUUUUCAGUCACUUUAGUAAUCUCCUUCCUUUAUUUUGAGAGUGAAAGAAAGGGAAGGAAGGAGUUGGUGAAGGAAUUGAGGAUCUUUUGCAUGUAGCAUCCAAACAAACAGAUUGGUUAACCAUAGAAGGAACAAAGACCAAGAAAUGUUCUAGUAGCAGCCACAAUCACUGGGCAUGUGACAUUUGUUACCAACUGGGCUAUCCUUGUCAUGGUUUUUGGAUUCUUCUGUGAUUGGUGCUCAAUCCCACCUAUUAAAGAGCCUUUUAAUUUGUCAUAAUCUCACUUUAUCUUUUGCUUUC